This is a messenger RNA of Cynocephalus volans (Philippine flying lemur), 9942 nucleotides long. It is a transcript of the gene AGAP1, whose product is annotated as ArfGAP with GTPase domain, ankyrin repeat and PH domain 1. The transcript is spliced from 20 exons. The coding region runs from base 46 to 2709 and encodes 887 amino acids. NCBI's taxonomy places the organism in Eukaryota, Metazoa, Chordata, Mammalia, Dermoptera, Cynocephalidae. Gene Ontology annotation, molecular function: GTPase activity; GTPase activator activity; GTP binding. The record is from RefSeq and is a predicted model, not a curated record. Gene Ontology annotation, biological process: activation of GTPase activity.
GGGCGGCGGCGGGGGGCGCGCGGCUCCGGGCGCGGCGCCUGCAACAUGAACUACCAGCAGCAGCUGGCCAACUCGGCUGCCAUCCGGGCCGAGAUCCAGCGCUUCGAGUCGGUCCAUCCCAACAUCUACUCCAUCUACGAGCUGCUGGAGCGCGUGGAGGAGCCGGUGCUGCAGAACCAGAUCCGGGAGCACGUCAUCGCCAUCGAAGAUGCCUUCGUGAAUAGCCAAGAAUGGACAUUAAGUCGUUCUGUCCCGGAGCUCAAAGUGGGAAUUGUGGGUAACUUGGCCAGCGGCAAGUCAGCCCUGGUGCACCGGUAUCUGACUGGCACCUACGUCCAAGAGGAGUCUCCCGAAGAUAUGGAUGCAGGUGGCAGGUUCAAGAAAGAGAUUGUUGUUGAUGGACAAAGCUAUCUGCUGCUGAUUAGAGAUGAAGGGGGCCCCCCAGAGGCACAGUUUGCCAUGUGGGUGGACGCUGUUAUAUUCGUCUUCAGCUUGGAGGAUGAAAUAAGUUUCCAGACUGUCUACCACUACUACAGCCGGAUGGCCAGCUACCGGAACACGGGCGAGAUUCCGCUGGUGCUGGUGGGAACCCAGGAUGCCAUCAGUUCCACCAACCCGCGGGUCAUCGACGACGCCAGGGCGCGGAAGCUGUCCAGUGACCUCAAGCGGUGCACGUACUACGAGACGUGCGCCACCUACGGGCUCAACGUGGAGCGCGUCUUCCAGGACGUUGCCCAGAAGAUAGUUGCCACAAGGAAGAAGCAGCAGCUGUCCAUAGGACCCUGCAAGUCUUUACCCAACUCCCCAAGCCACUCCUCUGUCUGUUCGGCCCAGGUGUCUGCCGUGCACAUUAGCCAGACAAGUAAUGGAGGGGGCAGUUUAAGCGACUAUUCCUCCUCCGUUCCAUCGACUCCAAGCACCAGCCAGAAAGAACUGCGGAUUGACGUCCCUCCCACUGCCAACACACCAACACCCGUCCGAAAGCAGUCCAAGCGCCGGUCCAACCUUUUCACCUCUCGGAAAGGGAGCGACCCAGACAAAGAGAAGAAAGGCCUGGAGAGCCGUGCGGACAGCAUCGGGAGCGGGCGAGCCAUCCCAAUUAAACAGGGCAUGCUGUUGAAGCGAAGUGGCAAAUCACUGAAUAAAGAGUGGAAAAAGAAAUACGUCACCCUGUGUGACAAUGGCGUGCUGACCUAUCAUCCAAGUUUACAUGAUUACAUGCAGAACGUUCAUGGUAAAGAGAUUGAUCUUCUGAGAACCACUGUGAAAGUCCCAGGAAAGAGGCCCCCCCGAGCCACGUCAGCCUGCGCGCCCAUCUCCAGCCCUAAAACCAAUGGCCUGUCCAAGGACAUGAGCAGUUUACACAUCUCACCAAAUUCAGGGAAUGUCACUAGUGCAUCUGGGUCUCAGAUGGCAAGCGGCGUCAGCCUGGUCUCCUUCAACAGCCGGCCCGAUGGCAUGUACCAGCGCUCCUACUCAGUCUCCAGUGCCGACCAGUGGAGUGAGGCUACAGUCAUUGCAAACUCGGCCAUCAGCAGUGACACGGGGCUGGGCGACUCCGUGUGCUCCAGCCCCAGCAUCUCCAGCACCACCAGCCCCAAGCUCGACCCGCCCCCCUCCCCUCACGCCAACAGAAAGAAGCACCGGAGGAAGAAAAGUACCAGCAACUUCAAAGCCGACGGGCCCUCGGGCACUGCCGAAGCCAAACGCAAAGCAUGGAAACUAAACCGUGUUGGUAGCCUGCGAAAUAUAUACAGCAGCAGCAGCACCAACACCGAAGAACAAGAAGAAAACUUUGAGUUUAUCAUUGUGUCCCUGACUGGCCAGACGUGGCACUUUGAAGCCACCACAUACGAAGAACGAGAUGCGUGGGUCCAAGCCAUCGAGAGCCAGAUCCUCGCCAGCUUGCAGUCCUGCGAGAGCAGCAAGAAUAAGUCCCGACUGACGAGCCAGAGUGAGGCCAUGGCCCUGCAGUCGAUCCGAAACAUCCGCGGGAACUCCCACUGCGUGGACUGCGAGACCCAGAAUCCUAACUGGGCCAGUUUGAACUUGGGAGCCCUCAUGUGUAUCGAGUGCUCAGGGAUCCACCGGAAUCUCGGCACCCACCUCUCCCGGGUCCGCUCUCUGGACCUCGAUGACUGGCCCAUCGAGCUCAUCAAGGUGAUGUCAUCCAUCGGGAACGAGCUGGCCAACAGCGUCUGGGAAGAGAGCAGCCAGGGGCGGACGAAGCCGUCCGUAGACUCCACAAGGGAAGAGAAGGAGCGGUGGAUCCGGGCCAAGUACGAGCAGAAGCUCUUCCUGGCCCCACUGUCAUGCACAGAGCUGUCCCUGGGCCAGCACCUGCUACGGGCCACUGCUGACGAGGACCUGCGGACAGUCAUCCUGUUGCUGGCGCAUGGCUCCCGGGACGAGGUGAACGAGACCUGCGGGGAGGGAGAUGGCCGCACGGCGCUGCACCUGGCCUGCCGCAAGGGCAACGUGGUCCUGGCGCAGCUCCUGAUCUGGUACGGGGUGGACGUCAUGGCCCGGGACGCCCACGGGAACACGGCGCUGGCCUAUGCCCGGCAGGCCUCCAGCCAGGAGUGCGUGGACGUCCUGCUGCAGUACGGCUGCCCCGACGAGCGCUUCGUGCUCAUGGCCACCCCCAACCUGUCCAGGAAAAACAACAACCGGAACAACAGCAGCGGGAGGGUGCCCACCAUCAUCUGAGGACAGCUGCCCGCCUGCCUGCCACGCCGGGGAUGCCAGCGGUCACAGCACGUGAGUCCCGUCACGACCCCUCACCCUUCCUGGCGGUCACCUUCCACCCACCCACCCACUGUCACCUCAAACGAAAUCACGAAACCUGGACAUCCUCAGGGGUGAAGAGGACGCCAGGAGGCUGCAGAAUCGAUUCAUUCUCAUUAACUCCCGACACCACACAUAAGAGAGACGACGGGCCUUGGUUCUUUGGUGAUAGCACACGGCACGGGACCCUUGUCCCAGUGUCCCGUAGACAGAGCACGGCACAAGGGACGGGGAUCAGAGGGGGCGGGGAGGCGAGGAACAAGGGAAGGGGCACCUUUCCUCAGCUGGCAGUUAAGCACAUCAGUCCAUUUCACCUCUAGCAAACGGAACACUUGGAUUUCAUCUCUUCUCCGAGGAGCUUGACGGCAUAAAUCAGAAGCAAGCACAGAGUUUGUCAGGUUUGAAGCCCCUAUGAUGGUAUGUGUCAAAUCAGUUGUAGCUAAUCUGUCCAGGGAGAAUACUGGCUUCAUUACACUUGUAUAGUUGAGUUCUUCCAGCAUUACCGCUGUUUAAUAGAACAUGAUUAGUCAUCACCGAGAAGAAAGCAUAUUAGCCGAGGAGGUAGUUACGCGGCACGCUCCGGUGAUUGCCACGAUGUGAUUGCAAUACUCUUAGAAGCAUCAUAUUAUCCCAGACAUGUUCUUCCAAGCCCUUGGAGCCCUCCUUUCUAAAUUCACUGUCAUAAUUUAGUAUCUGUUUAAUUUUUCAGUCCAAAGAGAGGAGAUCAGUUGCUGAGUAUUAUUUGACUGCAGUCUCCUUGGUGCAAAAACAAAAUGGAAAAAAUAAAUAAGAAUAACUAGGAAACUCGAAAUCACAAAUUCAGCAUUUUGAGUACAUUUCAUAAACUAAGUAAAUACAUAAAAGACUAUUUUUCCCGAACAUAAGAGAUAUUUUAUGUCCUUUUGCCAAGGUGGAUGUGUUGGGUCCCAUUCACUCCUGGGUCACGUUGCCCAAGUUACACAGGAUUCUGUAUUAUAUCUUUAGAUAAGAUAUGUGCAAAUCUAUUUGAAUAAAAGAAGUUCAUAAAUAUGCAUUGAUUUUUGUACAGACAAAUGGCACCUCUGUUAAUUUAUAAAUUGAACUGGAUGUGAACUAAUAAUGUGCAACUAGUUGAGAGAAGAGGGUUACAGAUCAUUGUACAUGGAAAAUCUUCCCAGCAGUAAACACUUCCAUUAAUGUGAUGUACAGCUUUUAAAAAGGAACCUAUCAGAAUAAGAUGGUGGUUCAUUUUGCUUAUUAAAAUCAAGAAAGAAAAAAAAGAAGAAGAAGACACUGAAGCGUAUUAGAAAGGAGGAGAAAGGCAUGUGAUUUCUCAGUAUGGAAAGCAUGAUUUAGAUCUGAUACCACUUUUGCUAACUGGGAGCAAAGGGCUCUGGCCAGGCAGGGCCGUCUUCUGAAUACCAGAGCAAGGAGUUUUGCAAAGGCAGAUUACGACCAGCUGCCGAUGGUUCUGGGCUCAGAUCAGCUCAUGAGCAGCCGCAGGACUGAUGUAGCAGCCAGGCCCUCCGUGCUAGGACUUCCCCUGAUUGCCAUCGGUGGUAUCUUCAGACGUCGGCCACCUUCAGCGUGGGGUCAGACGUAGUGAACCAAAUCAUGCUACACUUCAGGUGAAAAAUUAAAGGGCAGCUUCACCUGGAGCCCUUUGUGGCGGUAUGACGGGGGAAGAAGGGUUGUCACAUGAGAAGAUGGGAUACUGGGUUGACAUAGCACAGGAGCACGAGGCUACAGCUGCCUGGCGGCCUCUGGGGAAGUCCCUUGCUCUCAUAUAUUAAACCUAUCUUUUGUAAGCAUUUUUCCUCUUCUUUCACUUUAAAAAAAAAAAAAAUUAAAAUAGGUGGGGGAAAAAAAUAAAGCUUUACACAGAAUUUAUAUGUGGGUGUUUCGUGGAAAUUUCUAAUCUUAAUUAAGCUCAGUGGAACUCAUUGGUAUCCAAAAAUAUAACAGGUGCAGGAGCCACAAAUCUGAGAACCUUGACAUCAGUUCCACGGUCCCUCCAUUUGAUUUUUAAUUCUGCCUUUGACCACUGUGUAGCUACUUUAAAUGUGAAUGGAGAAAAAAGUCACUGCCUAUUUUUGAAGAGCGCAUCUGUGCUCCACCCUGGCUGUAACGCAUCCGCGCCACGCAGCCUUCAUCGCAGACUUUCUGUAGUGAGCACAGACCUAGUAUAAAUGCACUUCUUAAGUUAUUUCAUUGUAGUUAAUUACCACCAUAGGAACGCUUUACCAUAGUGCAGCCUUCUUUGGGAAAGAAACGGAGCUCUUUGUGAGGCUUCUCCUUGGGAUGUAUAUGAGUGUGUACAUAUUAUUAUUAUAUGUGUUUAUAAUAUAAUAUUUUCCCAAAUGACUUCUUGUUUCACUUCGCCUUGCACAGCCCGAAUGCUAGACUGGUUUUUCCCCUUCCCUCCCUCCUCAGCAGACAUGGCCCCUCCCCUGCCAUCUUUGGCCACACUGAUCUCCGAAAGGCAACCCGCUUUCUUGAGCCCAAGUUUUGGCAGCAGAAGGAAAGGCAGUAGUGGGGUUUCAAGGUUUUCUUUUUAAAUAAAGAAGACCGGUGGCUUAUCUGUUGGUAUCUCAGCGUCAAAUCGGAAGUCCUCUCUUUGCUGACCAACUCUCUUUCCCGUUUUCGAGCUUACUGACACCCAGGCUGGGAGAAGCAAGGACCAAGGGCCAGUGUUAGAAAUAACUGGUUUGGGAAGGGGGUCAAGCUUUGCAUGUUCAUGUCCACGUUCGGUUCUAUGAAGGGACGAUGACAUGAGAAGCCACCACUGCAGAAUCAUAUAAGCUUUUCUGUUGAGAUUUUAAAUUCUCCCCUGACGAGAAACAGCCAGCGGGGAGAGGCUCCUCAGGGGGCCGUGCACAUUUGGAUCCCCGUGUGGGUGACCGGACGGACACGUCUGUCUCCCACAUCCCGGCAGCGCCGCCUUUCAGCCUAGCAGUUACUGAGCUGGGAGCGUGUGGUGAGGACCUCGCUGGAUUUCUUCAGUGGCCAAGAAAACCCUGCAGGGCAAGGGUGCUGGGAUUCUGACCCCGCAUGAGCGGACCUCAAGUACUGUGAUGGGUAAACGGUUUACCAAGUCCGGCACCCCAGUCGUGGUCCCUUGUCCCUUCUGUCUCCUGUCAGCCUGGGAAAUGAGCAGCUUGAGAAUGAACAAGUGACAAGUUCAGGAGUCUUUGGUCCCCAAAACAGGUGCAAUGUCUUAUCUCCCAGUAAGUACACGCGUUUGUGUAUUCCAGAGAAAGGCAGGGGGAGGCAUUGGGUGCUUGCUGAUCACAGGGUUGUCGGACGCAGAAGAGACCAGGCUCUCACUGAAUUAAAUCCUGACUGUACUCCUUAAAUCAGCACAGUCUCUGCAGGGCUGCGAGUCGCAGGCCAGUCACAGUGGUUUUUCAGCACAGCGCAGGCCUUUGCAUUGAAACUCACUCUUCUGAGAUUUUGCCAGUCCAGUGAGCUUUGUUUAUAUCCAUCCUCUGCCAUCCAGGGUAGACACCAGUUUUCCCAGUUUUGUGACAUCUGUACACAUUUGGGGACAUUCCCCAAGUCUGCAUAGGAGCUAUUACUUACUCCAUUACGGAGAAAACAGCCCAGAGAGAGAGACAGCCCAGGACAGUGCAGACCUGGGUUCUGCAGGCUCUGCAGUCCCAGCAAGGAUGCUUGCAUAGCCUUGGGCAAGAAGCCAGCUUCUUGGACUCUUUUUCCUCAUCUGGGAAACUUGCAGGGUGCAUUAAGGUUUUUGAACCAAUGUGAUAAAUGCCGUCCUACCACCCGGCCAGGGGUGGGUGCUCAGGAAGUGGGAGCGGUUAUUAAGAACAGUAACACUGACAGGACCGAAGCCAGAGCAUACACCUGGACACCCGCCCCCUAGCUGACACCUGUCCUCCAGCCAGUGUCCCAGGGAAGCAGUGAUGGCACAUCUGCCAGACCCGCCCAGCCCCACCCAGCCCCCUGCAUGCUGGGAACGUGUCAGAAGAGGGCUGAGGCUACCUGGGGUCCUGCCCGUUACUAUCUUGCCAAACCCCACUUCUCAAAACGUAGCUUCCAUUUUUUUAAUAUGAGUUUGAUUUUCCAGAAACAAAGCAGGGGGUGAGUUCUGCCCUCAUGCCAUUCGCCAAGUUGCUUCAGGCCCAGGACAACCCUUUUCUUCAGACACCACUCUGACCACUGUGAGCUGCUGUGGCACGCAUCUGUUGGUCCUCAUUUUUAGUGCCCUUUUUCUCCUUCUCUUAAGAUCAGAGCUUGCUGGAGAGCACCCUGGGGUGGCCUUGUGGCCCCUCUCUCUCAGUGGGUGCGUGUGACUGGACCGCCAGCAUCUGCUCACUGGAGCCAGCCUCCCUGCCCAGGGCUCCUGCCAUGAUGUCCAUCUUGUCUUGUACCAGAACCUUCUCCCACGAGAGUGAUCUGCUCAUGCACCUCCCUGCCAGCCUGAGCUGUGCUCAGAGGUGCAGCCCGGCAGGCAGCAAUGUAGCCUCUCCUGAGAGGGACUAUGAUCGGGUCUCAAAAACUCUUCAGAAGACAGAGAUGUCUGGAAAGCCAGCGCGGUACCCCUGAUGGGCUGCUCCCUCCCCCACCCCAUCUGCUCUGUUUCCAUCCCUCACGCCCCCCACAAGGUCGCUGAGACUUUUCUAGAACUCCCCUGGGUUGUAUUUAUGGCCUUCGAGCAAACAAAUUGAAAAGCAGUCAGGAAGGAAUUCAAAGAGAAAUGUGCUGGAGACACACGUCUUUCCUUCAGAGGAAAUCUAAUUUAUUUCUAACUGCCUCCUUAAACUUGGGCUUCACGUGUUGUGAAGUCGCGUCUUGUGGUCACCAGUCUUGCCCAGCCCAGCCCAGCACCCCGGGGGGGGGGGGUCUGUUCACAGCAGGCAGGGGGCCGGCUCUGUGAUGGUCUCUGUCAUUCCAACACCUAAUUUAGGUUGCCUUUCAGCCAAAAUGUCAAAUUCCUUCCAGUUAUGCCGAAGGGGGACACGUCUCCUUGGGGUAGAAGGAUUACUAAGAAACAGGGAGGAGUCACUGGACCCCAAUACUGUGAUGCCCGCAAGUGGAGAGUGGUGCCGCGCAGUCAGCACCCAGAAAAAACAGCAGUUAACAGCUAAGACAGGAGCAUUUGGAACACAAACAUGUGUCCCUUUAGAAAACAAUAGACACUGUCCUUAAGUGGGCUUUUUAAAAUAUUAAUGGAUCCCCUAUUUAAUUUGUACGUCUGCUGCUUUUUUAAACAUGGUUUUGCAUCACACGUCAGAGGUGAAAUUAGAGGACAUUUCAUCAGUAGACAAUUCUAGAAAGGGAUUAUCUGUGGUUUUUUGAAAGCCUAGGUUUUAGAAGUAUUUGUUUCACUAGUGUAAUAAACACCCGCCCCAAAGCAGCGGCACGACCUGCCCUUACUGUCUUUCAUUAUGAGGUGCUGAAUUUGCUAUUAAAUGACAGCGUUUGGUUUGAGGGUUUGGGUCUGUUUGGUAGAAAUGUUCUUGUCUGAGGCCCUCAUCCCAUACAGAUGGGCCUCCGGUGGGCAGAGGCAGGACAGGAGUGGCCAGGGGAGACCUGCAGUGGUUUGGAGGACUCAGAGCUCAGGCCUGCAACUGCUCAGGUGACAAGAACAACUAGCUCUGGCUUCUAGCCUGGGACACCCGGCGCUUGACAGCCUUCCAUGUGUCCAGGGCAGGGCGCCGUCAUGAAUGCAAGAGAUGUCGGCUUGGUUUUAAUCUUUGCCUGGCAUGUGGCAUCUGUAGAGGAGGACACCCUGGGGGUUGCGAACCAAGCCAUAUGCUAGAGACUCACCUGUCAAAGUCCAUUCAGCACUGAUCUAGAGGUCAGUAUUGGGGGAGUGACAUGGCCUCUGUCUUGAGGUGCAGAUGAAAUCAAGCAAGGUGUGAGAACAUUGAGGGAUCUUCCCAGUGGCACAAACCCCCUUCACACACCAGCUGCUGGGAACAGCCGCCCCUAAAUCAGAUUAAACCCCAUCUUCCUGGUGCUGGACAGUGUCCACACCAGCCCAGAAAGCUAAUGUCUGAGCUGGUUCAAGAACUCUUGUAAGAGGAAGACAUUGCACCAACCUCCAGGAGCGCACUUAACCCAUGAUCCUGUAAAACGUACAGGAGCUGUUGGGGCUUGAGGAAGGAUGUUCCAGGUCUUUUCCACAAUGCGUGUAGCACCAGCACAUAGAAAUCUUCAUAGGCCUCGGUGCAAAGACAGUAGUGGUCAACCAGCCCAGCUCACUGCCCCGCACUCAGCUCUCACCUGACAUUGUCUGAGUCACCCGAGAAAUGUCUGUCCUGCUUCGGUUCUUCAGGGUGAGGGAACAGAAAAGGGCCAGGGGUGCCGUGAGCUGGGGCCAGUCCAGGGAGUCUGUGAGCACACCGCACUCCUCCUGGCCCCCACCCCAGGGGUACCAGCCAUUUUCUCACCACGACAACUUUGAGUGUACAGAUGCGGACUUAAGUGGGACCAAGGCUGUUCCAUGGUGCACAGGCAAAGGGUGCAUUUAGAAACUGCUUCAUGACAUUUAGAAGGGAGAAAAGACUUGCACCUUAGUGUUAGCAGUAAUUCCUUCUCAGGACCUUGGAAAGCAUCAGUCUCCCUCCUCCAUCUGGGUGUUUUGUGUCUAAAAUAUAGCCAGUUCUUGAGAUCACAGCCCCAGCCCUAAGUCUGCAGUCACAGGCCCUGCUGUGCUGAGCCCCAGGGGGGUCCAGGCCACCCAGCACUUUGUCAGGGGCUCUCAUCUUGCCAUGGGAGUGUGUGUGUCCAAACGGGGAGCUGGAGCAGGUCAAGGUGACGACUGAGAUGCGUUUGUAGGUAGGAGCGGGGACGGCCGAGCCUCGGCCCACCUUUCUGCACGUUUUUCUGUUUCUGUAAAUAGCAAUGUACAGAAGACAGAAGAGCAGCGUGGGCUUUAUCCCGAGAUGGGUUGUUUUUUGUUUUUGUUUUUGUUUUGUUUUUGGUUGUUUUUAUAUUACCUCAUUCAGCAACUUUUAUGUUUCACGAUGACUCAACGAUGCUUUAUUUAUAUUGUUUGUACUGUAAUUAAAACCAUUGACGGACGCUUCACUUUGCUUGUUAUUUCGUAUGGUCUUGUUUUGAUUAAAUAUACCCGUUUGUAUUUUCCUGCCUUGGGAUUUUUUUGUGUCAGCUGUACAGUAUUCUAAGGGGAAAAGAAAAAGAAAAAUG